This is a messenger RNA of Fusarium graminearum PH-1, 321 nucleotides long. RefSeq lists its product as uncharacterized. The record is from RefSeq and is a predicted model, not a curated record. The transcript is spliced from 3 exons. NCBI's taxonomy places the organism in Eukaryota, Fungi, Ascomycota, Sordariomycetes, Hypocreales, Nectriaceae. Bases 1 to 321 code for a protein of 106 amino acids.
AUGGUGGACUUCUACAACAAGCCACAGCGACGUAAUGCAUGCCCACAACAUCAACAGCUCUCUUGCCAGGUUGAGAAAGACUCAGAAACUACACUGGGGUUUGACGAACUGGACAGAGGACGGUUCCGACUUUUCGGAAUAUUUUCAUCCUCGCGCUGCCCUUCACCUGCUUUCACACGCGUCAUGCACACUCUCUUGACGCUUCCUCGACACGGCUCGUGGAGUGGCCUGACAAAAGCAGUCAACCAGCAUCAAAGCCAAGAAAUCGAGGCACAAUGGUGGAAAGGGCUAACAUGGUAUCGCACCACUAUAACGAAUUAG